CAGAUAGAGAGAGAGAGAGAGAGAGAGAGAGAGAGAGAGAGAGAGAGAGAGAGAGAUUAAGCUUUACCCAACUGUUGUUUUAAUCCCCUGAGCGGAUAGAUUUAGAUGAAAAAAACACUAUUGGUUUGGAGCAGAUCAGCCAUUUUUAUGGACCGUUUGUGGAUAAAGUGGACUUGGAGGAGAAAGACAACAGUCUGAGGAGAAAAGAGACUUUUCUUAGCUUGGACUUUUCACUUCUCAGCUACUGACUGACUGCUUUACUUCACUUCUAAACCUUUUUAUUAUUUAUUUACUGACUUCCUUCAGUUCACAUUUGUGACAUUGACAUCAUGAAGGACCGACUGGAGCAGCUGAAGGCGACUUGUGACCAUGACGACGAGGACGUGGAGAUCGCCGUGGAUAACGCAGCGUUCAUGGACGAUUUUUUCACCCAGAUCGAAGAAAUCCGAAACAGCAUUGAAAAGAUUGAUGAAAACGUAGCUGAAGUGAAGAAAAUUUAUUCCAUUAUUCUGUCUGCGCCGACAUCUGAUCAGAAAACACAAGAUGACCUGGAGGCCAUUACCAAUGACAUUAAGAAGAUGGCCAACAACGCACGCAACAAGCUGAAGACCAUUGAGAGGGAACUUGAGACUGGGGAAGAGGAGAGAGUGUCCGCUGAUAUGAGAAUACGCAAAUCACAGCAUGCAGUUCUGUCAAGGAAGUUUGUGGACGUGAUGACAAAAUACAACGAAGCUCAGGUGGACUUCAGAGACAAGAGCAAAGGACGCAUUCAGAGACAGUUAGAAAUCACUGGUAAAGUCACUACUGAUGAGGAGCUGGAGGAAAUGUUGGAGGGGGGCAAUACAGCAGUUUUCACCGCCGGGAUCGUAGAUUCGGGAAUCUCCAAGCAGGCGCUAAACGAGAUCGAGUCUCGUCACAAAGACAUCGUACGGCUGGAGAGCAGCAUAAAAGAACUACACGACAUGUUCGUGGACAUCGCCAUGCUUGUAGAGAGUCAGGGUGACAUUAUUGAUAACAUAGAAGUGAAUGUGUCAAAAGCAGUGGAUCAUGUUGCAGUAGCAAAGGUUGAAACAAAGAAAGCAGUCAGGUAUCAGAGCAAAGCGCGGAAGAAAGUGGUGAUUAUAGUGUGUGUUGUAUUGGUCCUUCUGGCCAUCAUUGCGCUCAUAAUAGGGCUGUCAGUAGGACUUAAGAAAUAAGUCACUGUUGCUGAAAAUUAUCAUCUUGGGUGUGAUCUGUGCUGUGGUUUUGGUCAUCAUCGUUAUCAUCAUCCUCACACAGACACUUUGAGACCACACCCAUUUUUGUGACUCCUCCCACUCUAGUCAGUUAUUCCGGUCCCCGUUUCCUCCAUCAUCCCUGCUUCGAGAGGGAAGACAAAAGAUAAACACCCUUCUCAUCUGUCACUGUGUCCUCAUGUCCUCACUGACGAUUCCUCACCUUGGCUGUAUGAAAUUGUGCUUUCAUUUAAAGCACUUUGACUCCUGGGGUCGAUCGUGAAAAGCGAACCUGUUUUGCGUAAACGGACAGGACUAUUUUGUUGAAGUAUGGACUGUACAGAGAAAUAGACCUCCACUUUUCCUACUUUAACAUUUUUAAUGGUGUGCUCUACACCAAAGACUUGACUUAAUCAUACACGGAUCCUAAAUGUACUGAAUUUUGUUAUUUCUUAUUACGAAAUACUUUUAUGCCUUCAUCCACCAGAACGUCAUGUCACUUCAUGUCACGUCACAUCGUGUGUGCCGUUUCAUAUACCUCUGUGGAACUAAGUCUCACAUGCUGAGUCUCACUUGCUGAAUGCAAAUACACACAUGGGAGAUACUCUGUAAUUUCAGUCGGAUUUACGUUUCACAAAACACUCAGUGAUGUUGUGUUUUUAGAGUUUUGGCAACACAUCCAUCACAUGAUAUUUCUUUCAUAAGGUCCAGUGUUUAGAUCUCAGUCCAGAUGGGUUGAUGUGUAGGAAUUUGCACUCAAUCUUGAAUGUUUCAUUUCACUGGAAUAAUAAUAAUAAUAAUAAUAAUAAUAAUAAUAAUAAUAAUUAUUAUUAUUAUUAUUAUUAUUAUUAUUAUUAUUAUUAUUAUUAUUAUUAUUAUUAUUAUAUUAUUGUUAUGGAACUUACAAGCACAUCAUAUGUGUGCUUGUAAGUUAUUAUUAUAAAAUAAUAAUAAUAAUAAUAAUAAUAAUAAUAAUAUUUUUAGAUAAUAAUAAUAAUAAUACGUAUAUUAUUAUUAUGGAACAUACAACCACACCUAGGAAGGAAAAAGUGGAAUUAAGUUGUGUAUUUAAAUCACUUUCCUGUAAAAAAAAAAAAAAAAUUUAUGUCACUUGAGGAAUAAAUGAUUUUAUAUUUUUAA
Messenger RNA from Tachysurus fulvidraco (yellow catfish), 2354 nucleotides. It is a transcript of the gene stx3b, whose product is annotated as syntaxin 3b. The transcript is spliced from 11 exons. Gene Ontology annotation, biological process: intracellular protein transport; synaptic vesicle fusion to presynaptic active zone membrane; exocytic insertion of neurotransmitter receptor to postsynaptic membrane. Lineage: Eukaryota; Metazoa; Chordata; Actinopteri; Siluriformes; Bagridae. Bases 330 to 1196 code for a protein of 288 amino acids. Gene Ontology annotation, molecular function: SNAP receptor activity; SNARE binding. Gene Ontology annotation, cellular component: SNARE complex; postsynapse; synaptic vesicle. The record is from RefSeq and is a predicted model, not a curated record.